Messenger RNA from Podarcis lilfordi (Lilford's wall lizard), 28664 nucleotides. NCBI's taxonomy places the organism in Eukaryota, Metazoa, Chordata, Lepidosauria, Squamata, Lacertidae. The record is from the annotation of a GenBank genome assembly.
UCAUCACCCAGAUCGCCCAGCCCUGCAGAGAAGAGGGUUGCCAGGGGUUCUGCUACUGCUACAAACACCCCCAGCUCAGCUACCAUGAAGGAUUUGAGGGCAGAGGAGCAGUUGGUGGUGAGUCUUGGCAGCAACAGCAGCUUUUGCAACUCGUUGGCCCCUUUAGAUCUCUCUUUUUAGAAAAAAAGAUGGGAAUUUAAGAAGUUUCCUUGUACUGAGUCAGAUGUAAUUUGUUAUUUAGUCGUGUCCGACUCUUCGUGACCCCAUGGACCAGAACAUGCCAGGCCCUCCUGUCUUCCACUGCCUCCUGCAGUUUGGUCAGACUCAUGUUUGUAGCUUCGAGAACACUGUCCAACCAUCUCGUCCUCUGUUGUCCCCUUCUUCUUGUGCCCUCCAUCUUUCCCAACAUCAGGGUCUUUUCCAGGGAGUCUUCUCUUCUCAUUAGGUGGCCAAAGUACUGGAGCCUCAGCUUCAGGAUCUGUCCUUCCAGUGAGCACUCAGGGCUGAUUUCCUUCAGAAUGGAGAGGUUUGAUCUUCUUGCAGUCCAUGGGACUCUCAAGAGUCUCCUCCAGCACCAUAAUUCAAAAGCAUCAAUUCUUUGGCGAUCAGCCUUCUUUAUGGUCCAGCUCUCACUUCCAUACAUCACUACUGGGAAAACCAUGGCUUUAACUAUACGGACCUUUGUUGGCAAAGUGAUGUCUCUGCUUUUUAAAUGUAUGUAAAUAAGUGAUGUACAAUUCUUUGGGUGAAAGAGAGGGAAUUGAUAAAUCUUCGAUUGGUUUGAGAGCAGACUUCUAUUUGUUGCAUUUAUAUUCCAUCUUUUCUCCUUCAUAGAAGUCAAAGUGGAGUACAUGGUUCUCUUUCUCCCCAUUUUAUCUUCUCAACAACCCUGUGAGGUAGGUUAAGCUGAGAGGCUGUGACUGACCCACAGUCAUGCCUGGUGAGUUUUGUGCCCAAGUGGGGAUUUGAACCCUGGUUUCCUAGGUCCUAAUCCAACAUCCUUAACUAGUACACCACACUGGCUCUCUCCAGCCUGUUGCCUUCCAGGUGUUUAAGUCUUGUAAGAAGCUGCCUUGGUCCAUCUUGCUCAGUAUUCCUUACACUGCCUGGCAGCAGCUCUCUAGGGACUCGAGCAAAUUCCUAGCCCCACUUGGUGAUUCCAGGGACUGGACCUGGGAUCAUCUGCAGAUAUACCAAGAUUCUCUACCACUGACCAACAGCUCUUCUAGAGCUCAUAGGAUUGGGAGAUCUGCCCUGUCCCCAAACUCAAGAGAUCCGUCUGCAGAGAGGACAAGCACUUAGAAUAGAAUCAUAGAAUCAUAGAGUUGGAAGAGACCACAAGGGCCAUCGAGUCCAACCCCCUGCCAAGCAGGAAACACCAUCAGAGCACUCCUGACAUAUGGUUGUCAAGCCUCUGCUUAAAGACCUCCAAAGAAGGAGACUCCACCACACUCCUUGGCAGCAAAUUCCACUGUCGAACAGCUCUUACUGUCAGGAAGUUCUUCCUAAUGUUUAGCUGGAAUCUUCUUUCUUGUAGUUUGGAUCCAUUGCUCCGUGUCCACUUCUCUGGAGCAGCAGAAAACAACCUUUCUCCCUCCUCUUAUGUGACAUCCUUUUAUAUAUGUGGACAUGGCUAUCAUAUCACCCCUUAACCUCCUCUUCUCCAGGCUAAACAUGCCCAGCUCCCUUAGCCGUUCCUCAUAAGGCAUCGUUUCCAGGCCUUUGACCAUUUUGGUUGCCCUCCUCUGGACACGUUCCAGUUUGUCAGUGUCCUUCUUGAACUGUGGUGCCCAGAACUGGACACAGUACUCCAGGUGAGGUCUGACCAGAGCAGAAUACAGUGGCACUAUUACUUCCCUUGAUCUAGAUGCUAUACUCCUAUUGAUGCAGCCCAGAAUUGCAUUGGCUUUUUUAGCUGCCGCGUCACUUCCCUCAUGCUCGGGUACAGCCACACCGCUUUACAUAUUCCAGGGAUAGUUAAUACAUGUGUGAUCUGGUGUUUAUUAUAUUCAGGUGUAUGCAAACACAUUUAAAUAAUAAAUCCAUUGUAAGGUGCAAUUUCUUACGUUGCUGGGAGAGGGGUUGCUUGAAAGAGUCCAUCAAACUCUGCUAUCAUUCAAAAAUAUUUGUUUCAUACCUGAAGUAUUAAAAAGAAAAAUCUGAAAGGCAGUAGGAUUUCCUGGUUAUGUGCCAUUGUAUCUGAAUGCCCUGGCAGUUUGGGGUAUUGCACAAAGGAGCCGGGUAAACAGCCCUCAAAGAAAUUCUAGCUCUCAAGGCCUCUUCUCAUGAAGCAACAGCUAAUCAAGGCUUGUUGUUGUGAAAAUAGAUCUGUUCCCUGUAGGAAUAGCGCUUGCAGCUCCAGGGCCAAUCUCUGGCAUAUUCCCAACUUGAUGACAAUCCAGCUAAGAGCUAAAGUCAGUUCCCUGAUCUGAACAUGUCCACUGCUUUUCACAUUUUGUUCCCUUCCACCCCUCUGGAUUUUGCAAAGAUUUAUUAGAUCCAAUAAGGGAGAGACAAACAUAGAAGUGAAGUUAAGGCCAGUCUCUGUAGUAGUGAUGAAUUUCUAGCGACUUCAGACAAACUUGGGUGGGUUUGCACAGUCGUUCUCUAUAUCCAGACUGUUUCUCUUUCAAAAAUGUGGCACCACCAACCACACAUAUUUACACCAGCACAAAAUUAGUACAGGGGGAAAUUGCGCAAGAAGAGAAGAGCAAGAUGCAGACCAUAAAACUGGCACUGAAUGUACUGCAUACCACUGAAAGCGUGUAGGGUUGCCAUAUUUUGCUCCAGACACUAUUUUCGCUGGUUAAAUCCCGGACAUGUGGGAAAUUCUGUAUGGCAACCCUAAAAGUGUGGUGCUCAAAACAGUACAGAUAUGCACAAGAGUGGCUUGCUAUCAUGUUAUUGGGAUAUUUGUAUUGCUCAAAAUGCCUUACUUUGAAAAACCCUCAUUUUCCUGCUCCAUUUUCCUUAGUAUUUUACCUUCACAGAGGUGGUAAUACUGCCUGGACUGUGAACAUUUCACUUUAAAGGGGUUCACAUGAUGGAAUCCUGUGCCAUACAAUUAAAAUCCCCUUCAUGCUGACGAGUCAAGGGAAAAGUUACUAGUCUGGUGUUUGCCCUGAUACACUAGUUUGCUUCGUGCAGGAUCUCUUUUUCCCCCCAACAAGAAAGCUUUAAAUCAUAAAAGCUCCACUUCUAAGUAAACAGGACUGUGCAGAUUUAUUUACGGCUAAUGCCUUUUAACCCUGCAUAUGUGUUAAACGUUCCUCUUUAACCAGGCCUUUGACUGAUUAAUCUUCCAUGGCCUUUUAAAUGUGAUUGUGGGAGGGGGAGAUAUUUUGGUGUGUUUUUUUUGCUCUGACUAUUUAUUUGUGCUUUUAUCCUGUAUUUUUAUCUUGUGAACUGCCCUGAGAUCUUUGGAUGAAGGGUGAUGUAUAAAUUUAAUUAGUUAAUAAUGAUAUGAUGAUGGUGCACAGUCCUCAAAUUGCGGGUUUCCUUUUACUUAGUCUGCUUGCCUGAGUAACUUGACAGUUCGUCUGUUACAGGAAACCGAAUUCUUGUUUCUGCCUGCAGGUAGCUCUCCGGAUCCGUCCCAUCAACGCAACUGAGGUGGAGGAAGGAGCAAACAUUAUAGCUCACAGAUUAGGUGACCAGGUGAGAGGAUGGGCAGGUAGCUGCGGGUUGGAUGGGAGGAACCAUACCCCAGUGGCAAAGCAUCCGUUUGGCACGACAUCUCCAAAUAGAGAUGAAAAUGCCCCCUGUUUGGAACACCAGUGGAAACAGAAUGCCAUAUGUACUAGAUGGGUCUUUGCCUGAUCCACCAACCUGACUCUUACGUUAUUAAAUAGCCCCAGAUUCAACCCCUGGCAUCUCAGGUAGGGCUGGGAAGAAUAUUUUGCUUAUUAAAUUUGUAUCCCACUCUUUAUCCAAGAAGAUCAGGGCAACAUACACAGCCACUCUCCCCUCCAAUUUUUUUACCCAGUGAAGUAGGUAAAGCUAAGCAGACAUGACUGGCCCAAGGUCGCAAAGGAAGCUUCUUAAUUGAGUUGAGAUUUGAACCUGGCCCUCCCUGGUCCCAGUCCAACACUAACCACAAUGCUCUCUUUUAAGAACAUCACAUUUAGAAAAACUGAGCAAAAUGCAUGCAUAUUUGCAAACCCAGAUUACAAUUUUCUGGUUGCAGAAUUUCAUAUGCAGGAAUUCAUAUGCCUCCAGGAAAGUCAUGUUGUGUGUGUAUGUGUGUUCCUCCGUUUAUUAGUUAUUGCAUCCUUUCUCCACCCUGCCCUUCUUUCAAGAUAGCAACACAAGGUAACUCACAACUCAGAAUACACAAUGCAGAAUACAAUAUUAAAAGAUACAAUAAAAGCAGCCUGAAAUAAAAGAUGAUCCAUCAGCAAUAAAUGAUCAACACCAUCUGCCCCAAAAUCAACACCAGCUAAGUCCCAGGAGGUACAAAAUCCAGGGAGUGGUUGUUCCAGAGUGUUCCUGUUAUGUCUGUUAAAUUAAUUUUGGAGGAACCAAUGAAAAUUCAGUGUUAGUCUUUCAAACACUAUUGGUCUAUCCAUGCAUGAACAGAAUAUUCCUUGAACCUUGCACACACAUGCAAACAUUCAUACUUUUGCCUCUUUCACUGGCUACGUUCUAGGUGCAGAACACUGAUUUCAGUCCGCACUAAGACUAGCAGGCAUGCAUUGCUGCUAGUUGCCACCAGCCAUCAAAAACCAUUGAAGAAACAUUUUCUACCCACUGGUGCCCAUUGAGACCUACAUAUAGCUGUUAACUGUGCAAAGGAUUAACGACAAGACCAACCUCCUAACGCAGUACUGAUAUUCAGAGCCAGUGUGGUGUACCAGUUAGAGUGUUGGACUAGGAUGUGGGAGUUCAAAUCCCCCACUCAGCCAUGACUUAGGGCUAGUCGCUGCCUCACAGCCUAAUCUCCCUCUCAGGGUUGUUUUGGGGAUUAAAUGAGGAGUGGGGAAACUAAGUAUGCCAUCUUGGCUCUUUGGAGAAAAAGUGGGAUAUAAAUGAAAGGAAUAAAUAAUUUGGUGGCUGCUUUCUUGCUUCUUCCCAUGUUUUCAUUGCUGCUUGGCAUCUGUGCUCUAAUUUGUUUCUGUUUUAGAAGGGCAUAUAGUUUCUAAUCUAUUGCAAACAGUUCCCUAAUUAUGCUUUUAUCCAAGUUGCUGCCAAACUUUCUCUGGAGCAUUGGGGCAAAUGGUUCCUUGAAGCAGUCCCUUGAGGCUGAAUGUGGCUUCUCCUGAUGUUUUUUCAGCGGAGGGAAAGGAAUAUAUUUUUCCUUCAGCGUUGUUCCGGUAUACAAGUGGGGAAAAUUUACUCCCAGAAGAAUCCAGAGAAACUAGGCCUGAUCUUUAACUUUCCAUUUAAGAAAUCAAACUUCUAUUUUCAACUAUGCAUGGGACCAAGGUCACGUUCACACCAUGCAUUUUAAAGAUGUCAAGAGUCAUGGCUCCCUCCAAAGAAUCCUGAGAAUUAUUAUUAUUAUUAUUAUUAUUAUUAUUAAUACCCCACCCAUCUGACAGAGUUUCCCCAGCUACUCUGAGCGGCUCACAACAGAAUAUUAAAAACAUGAUAAAACAUCAUACAUUAAAACAGGGCUGCCUUCAGAUGUCUUCUAAAAGUCAGAUAGUUGUUUAUUUCCUUGACACCUGGUGGGAGGGCGUUCCACAGGGCAGGUGCCACUACCGAGAAGGCCCUCUGCCUGGUUUCCUGUAACCUCACUUUUGUAGCAAGGGACCCGCCAGAAGGCCCUCGGCACUGGACCUCAGUGUCCGGGCAGAACGAUGGGGGUGGAGACGCUCCUUCAGGUAUGCUGGACCGAGGCCGUUUGUAAAGGGUGUGUGGAAAGUUGUUAGGAGGUCCCUAACUGAAUUAUUAAGAAUCUGGGAAGCGGGGGUCAGUCUGGAUGAUAUUAUGUGGUCCUCUGUAUGUGUGACAGAAUCCAUAAGAGGAAACCCACCAGACCAGUUCCUUUGUAAAUGGAAUGGUUUUGGCUGGCCUGUGAUUUACAUGUCUAAAAAGCUUGCCACAGAGACAAAUGUGUGGGCCUUUUCUUACCUGGCUGGAUGCCACAUCGCCCUAAAGUGAAGAACAAUAGCCCAAGUUGGGGUUGCUGUCUGAGUGAGCUGGCUAAAAGCUGGAGAGACAAAGACAUGUUUGCUCUGUCCUGGAAUUCCCUGGAAACUUAAUGGGGAGGUGAGAUCAGUUGCAGUGUUAAUGCUGUGAGCCCCUCUCCAUCCUAUGCUCAGGUUGUAUAUAUGCGUAAACAAAACCAUAUAUCCUAAAGGCACUGCAGUCUCCUGUGACCUUCCUUCAAAGGAAACCGAAUCCCUGAGAAUGGGGUUGCUUGUAGUAUUAUAAUUCCAAGCACCGUUGCUUAAAGCAUUUAAUCCUUCACACAUUGCAUUAUGAAGACACUGAGAUAGGGUUCUUUGAAGGAUUUUUUACAUCAGGCCUUCAUCUCUUGACCCCCCCCCCAAAACCCCCUUUUUAAACUUUGUUUUCAACAGUACCCAAUAGCUAAGAGUAAGCCCUGACAAGGAACCUGUGUGUUCCACCCCCUGAAAGCUGACUAAAUGUGCCCCUAUAUAAAUUAGCAUGUGCAACUUUUAUGCGCAUUUGUGUCAUGGCUCUGUAUCCCAAUUCUUCUAAGCAGUGCUCCAGCUUUUGAGAUUUUGCAAUCAUUUCUUACCUCUUUAGGACAAGGUGUCCAUUCUAAAGGGGAGUAAUAUGCAAAAAUUACCUCUUUGGGGUUCAUAAUGCAUACUUCUUCAUGGAAACAUUUUGAACCCAGUACCAAGCUACUAAUUCCACCCAAGGGACCCCUGACAAUUAGGUCCAGUCGUGGCCGACUCUGGGGUUGCGGUGCUCAUCUCACUUUAUUGGCUGAGGGAGCCGGCGUACAGCUUCCGGGUCAUGUGGCCAGCAUGACUAAGCCGCUUCUGGCGAACCAGAGCAGCGCAUGGAAAUGCCAUCUACUUGCACUUUGAUGUGCUUUCGAACUGCUAGAUUGGCAGUAGCAGGGACGGAGCAACGGGAGCUCACCCUGUCGUGGGGAUUCGAACUGCCGACCUUCUGAUUGGCAAGUCCUAGGCUCUGUGGUUUAAUCCGCAGCGCCACCGGGUAUUAGGCACUUAAACUGGAAAUGUGGUAAAUGGCUGUGACUGUUCGGGCAAGCUAUUGCUUUUUGCCAGUCUUCACCAACUUGAUGUCCUUGAUAAGUUUUGGAUAGCACCUCCUACCCAGAUUGGUGAAGACGGCUUUUCAUAAACAUUAAUAGGCAUAUGGCAACAAAAGGAGAUGGUUCUACCCUGGAGACUUAGCCUGUGUCCAGCCCUAUCCCGGGAGCACCAGAUUCAGUGCUUGGAGUUAACAGCUGGUUCGGCUCUAAACUGGCACCAUCACUAUACUUGCCCAAACUAAAGGUGUGAAUCCAUUUCUCCAUAACAGAUGGUGGUUUUGAUGGAUCCAAUGGAAGACCCAGAUGACGUUUUGCGAGCUAACAGGUCCCGGGAGAAGGCAUUCAUCUUUGACAUGGUGUUUUGCCACAGGGCAACCCAGGUAAAAUUAGAUUUCCCAUCCAUCUCUUAAGCAACCUGGAUGCCAUAGGCAGGGCCGGGACAAAGGUGUUCUGUCACCGAAGGCAGAGGGCAAGGUAUAAAAUCUGAUUAAGAGCUUUAGAGGCCCAGAGCACUGAAAUGAUUAUGGGGGGCAGGGACCAUAUGUAAUUCAAAGCAAAAUGCCAAACCGUCAAAUGAAAUUUUGUUUUUGGAAAUGGCACAAAACUUACAUGUGUGCUGAAACAUACAUGCACAUAUGUGAUGUGCAACACAUGACAGGAAUCCAAUCUACAUUAGUGGGGACCCCCCCCCCCCCGGUUUAAGCAGGUAUAAGUAAUAGAAAGGGAACAGAGAAGUUGGGGAGGAGUGUGGAGAGCAGUGUAAGGAAAUCUAACAAACCUCUGAUCCCUCCCAAGAUGACUCCAUUGAUGCUUUUGUUUGAAAUAUCAAUUGCCCAAUUAUUUUUAAUAACAAUAAAAAACCUUUGUGCAUAUGUGUUCCUGUUUCGCUGGUGUCCUGAGCACGUGCCUAGUCUGCCUGCUGGGUAAUCCUGCACUGUGUCUAUUGAUCUAAAACAAAUCUGUGCUGCUUCAGCAGCUACACUUUGGAACUCCCUGCGGGUUCCUUCACUGCAUUUGUUUUUGGUGCCUGAUAAAAAACAUUCUUGUUUAGACAAGCCAAGCCAAAGCAUUAAAAAUGCGGAUGUGAAUUUUAACCUGCUUUAAACUUUUUGUAUGUUUUAUAAUAUUUUGGUCUUUUUUGCUUGAUGUUAUUGUUUUAACUUUUUGUGAAUGAACCUGAGGGUUGUUGUCCCCCCCCCACACACAACCAAGCAGUGCAUAAAUUUUAUGAAACAAUACACAAGCAAGCAAGCAAGCAAGCAAGCAAGCAAGCAAGCAAACAAACAAACGUGUUAGAAGCAUUGCAGGAAGUUGGACUAAAAUACCCUCAGGGUCUCUCUCAGCUCUGCAAUUCUAUGUUUCUGUGAAAUAGCUUUCUGAAUUCUAAUUUUGAAACAGAGAGAUAUUUGUGGGGAAGGAUCUCUCUACCUCCAUCUCCCUUGUACAUUUGCUCUGAACAUUUUCUCUUAGCAAGACAUGAUCUGUUUGUAUUCAUCCUGAAUCUUCUGUCUAACUCACUGGGGACGGCAUUACCAAAUUCUAAGCCCGAAGCAGAGUUGAGAGCUGGAGAUCUCCUUGGGGAAUGAAUGAGGUCAUAUUUUCCUUGCCUGUUCGUUCUACAGGUUUGUUCUACAGAUGUAUGUGCUGAUCUGAAGCUUGCCCUGUUAGGCCAGGUUGAGCAAUUUCGUAUCCACGCCCCCUUCCUAGGGCUAUGGGGAGCAGGUGUGAGGGCUCUGACAGGGUCCUAGAAUCUUCCUCCCAUCUUGCUACCCACUUGGUAUUCUGGUUUUACUGGACUCCAGUUCCCAGCACACAGAAUGAUGGGAGUUGGAGUCCAUCGUCAUCUGAAGAUUCACAGAUUCCCCUCCUCUGCAUUAAGCUCGAUAUGAAAGCUUGAUCUGCUGCUCCUUAUUGUUCCUAGGAGGAGGUGUACCUGUCCACAACAAAAAAUCUCGUCGAAGGAGUCAUUUCUGGCUACAACACUACCAUUUUUGCAUAUGGCCCCACAGGUAAAGUGGAGGGUGAGAUACGCGAUGUUGGUGUCAGAGGUGGGCAUGGUUGGGCAAUGGCUAAAAGAUUGCAAGGUAUUCUUCCAUCCCCCAUUCAAUCAUAACCCUGGAUGACCUCCAGCUGUUAUAUGGGAAGAUUCUAAAGGAGGUUUGAGAGGAGAAUUAAUACAGAAAGCCUCUCAACUGGAAAGAAAAUCUAAGAACUAACCAAACAGCUGAUUUAGAACAAGAGCACAGAAGAGCUUGUUCCCCCAGACUACGCAGAAAAAUGGAAACGAUAAGAAAACAAUGACUAUCGUAAAUUGUGCUCAGGUGGAAAGAAUAUUUGAAAUAUUAAAAACGAUGAUAUUUCAUAAAAGGCAACAAACCUGAUAUACUGUUAGCAGCACAAAUGAGAACAAGAAGAAGGUACGUGGUUAAAAACACUCAAGCCGGAGUGUGGCACUCAAAUCAGAAGCGUAACACUCAAAACUGAGCAUGUUCGGCUUCCGAAAAAAGUUCGCAAACCAGAAUACUUACCGUACUUCCAGGUUUGCAGUGUGUGGGUUCCAAGUUGUUUGAGUACCAAGGCAUCUGAGAACCAAGGUACCUCUGUACUGUAAUACUGUUAUGACAGGGUGCAGCAAAAGGGCAGCAAACAAAAUCACCAAGGAAGACGAGGUGGGAAGUCGACCAAAAAAAUAAAUAAAUAAAAAUUAGGUAUUGGAGUGUAUAUGUGGAAAUUUUUCCUUUUUCUUGAAAUUUAAUAAAAUAUUUUUUUUAAAAAAAAUGUUAGGGACUCGUUUUGAGGAAUGGAUUGGGAGUGGAUUGAGCCUUUCAGUUUGUGGGCUGCAUCAAAGAGUUGCAAGUUGGGAAUUAGAGUCAUUUCCAAAAUGUUUGACUUUCUUACACCCCCCCUCCCGUGUUUUCAACCAGGUGCUGGGAAAACCUACACUAUGCUGGGGACGGAUUCUGAACCCGGCAUUUAUAUCCGUACCCUCAACGACCUCUUCAGAGCUAUAGAAGCCACCAGUGGGGACAUGGAUUAUUCCGUCUGCAUGUCGUACCUGGAGGUGAGAUGGCUAGGCUGUGAGCCAUCAGAGGUGGAUCUGAGGCAGAAGGGCCUCAAAGUGACUUCUCAAGGUGGAGACACCUGCUGGCAAAUGAGGGGCUGUGGCUCAUCUGCCCCACUUGCAGAAGGUCCCAGGUUCCACCCCCAGCAUCUCAAGAGACUCCUGCAUGAAAUCUAGGAGAAAGGCAGUGUAGACCAGGCUUCCUCAAACUUGGCCCUCCAGAUGUUUUGAGACUACAAUUCCCAUCAUCCCUGACCACUGGUCCUGCUAGCUAGGGAUCAUGGGAGUUGUAGGCCAAAAACAUCUGGAGGGCUGAGGUUGAGGAAGCCUGGCAUAGACAAUACAGUCAUACCUCGGGUUGCGAACGCUGUGGGUUGCGGACCGCGCCAAACCUGGAAGUACCAGAAUGGGUUACUUCCAGGCUUCGGCGCUCGUGCAUGUGCAGAAGCGCAAAAUGAUGUCAUGCGCAUGCGCAGAAGUGCCAAAUCACAUCACGCACUUGCGCAGAAGCGCCGAAUCGUGUCACGCACGUGCGUGCGGAGACGUACCGCUGCAGGUUGUGAACAUACCUCCCGCACAGAUCACGUUUGCAACCUGAGGUAUGACUGUACUGAGAUAGAUGAGUCAGUAUACUGACUCAGUAUAAACUUCCUGUGUUCUAAGUGGCAUCACUUAUGAAUGGAAAAUCCAAAUGGCCUCCAUCCCUUCUCAGUGACACCACCAGGAACACAUUGCAGGUCACCCCUGUGGCUCCUGGGUGUCAGGAGCUGCCCACCUAGGCUAUAACUGGGGACCCCCAGCUGCCUCGUGCAGUGAGCCCCCAAAGCUACAGAACUGGAGAGACUCCCUGCCUGGGCAGGCUGACCAUUGGAACCGUUCUCUCUGCCCUAAACCCAUCUCUCUCCUUUGUUGCCCUUCCUUUCCCUUUUCGAAGAUUUAUAACGAAGUCAUCCGAGACCUUCUGAACCCAUCUUCGGGAUUUCUCGAGCUGAGAGAGGACUCCAAGGGGAGCAUUCAGAUUGCAGGGAUAACGGAAGUCUCCACCACUAAUGCACAGGAGGUAAAUUGGACUGGCCUUCAGUGUGGGAGGGAAGAAUGCUAGAGCUACAAUUCGCAGAGUGACUGAAGAAGAAGAAGGAGAGUUUGGAUUUGAUAUCCCGCUUUAUCCCUACCCUAAGGAGUCUCAAAGCGGCUCACAAUCUCCUUUCCCUUCCUCCCCCACAACAAACACUCUGUGAGGUAAGUGAGGCUGAGAGACUCCAGAGAAGUGAGACUCGCCCAAGGUCACCCAGCAGCUGCAUGUGGAGGAGCGGGGAAUCGAACCCGGUUCACCAGAUUACGAGUCCACCGCUCUGAACCACUACACCACACUGAACAAUCAAUCCCUCUCCACAGGGAAUUCUGGGAAUUGUAGCCCAGGGUGGGUGGUGGAAUAAGAAUCUCCUAAGAACUACGAGCCCCCCCCCUUUCUUUCCAAAUUUGGCUCACUCCAAAAAACAUGGUCGCACAACUUCCUGACCUGAUCCAUGGCUGAUCCUAGCCCUCCGUCUCCCCACUCACAUGGCUUUUGCUAGAUCAUGCAGCUGUUGACGAAAGGGAACAAGGAACGGACUCAGGAGCCUACAGCAGCGAACAAAACCUCUUCGCGUUCCCACGCAGUCCUGCAAGUGCUGGUGAAGCAGACGAGUCGGGUGAAGGACAUCAACGAGGAAGUGAGGGUGGGAAGGCUUUUCAUGGUGGACCUGGCCGGGUCGGAGAGAGCAGCGCAGGUGACCUUGACUACUCCCUCCUCUAUCUUGUAAUAAACGAAAACCUGCCCUUAUUCCCUUAUGGGGGACACAAGAGCCCUUUGCAGGUUUUCCAUUGGUCGGAGGCCAACCAGAGAAUAUUGAGAAGCAAAGCAGCUCGUAAGCUUGAUCUUUAUUGAACUGUUGCAACAGGGUGCCCCCUUCACACGCAGGAAAGGAGGAGGACCCAGAACUCAGGUGUGCCCACCCUUAUAUACACAUUUUUAAUUGCCCACCCUGGAGUCCAAGACCACCCCCAGACACAUCAUACCUACAUCACAGAAAGGGCGGUCUACAACAGAAAUCUGAGUGCGUUGUUUACCUCCUGUCUGGCAGGUUACCUGUUAAUGCUUACUUGAUUGGAUACCCUGGGGAGCCUUGGCUAGUCUUUUGUACUGAUAAAUACUUAGUUCCUGAGCCAGGUCACAGGCUCACCCUAUUCAUACACAGACGUACCCUUAAGACAGGAUUUGUGAAUGAGAAGACAAUGGGGAGGCUUUUCCAUUUCCCUUGACCUUGCAGAGAAAUCAUUUGGUCAGUUUGGGAGUCAAAAUGGUUUCCGGGCUGUUUUCCUGUGCUGCUUCAGACAUGUGGUUUAUAUAUUUAUGUACGUGUUUGCUUGGUACAUUUAUGAACAUUUAUUAUAUAUAUAAGACCUUAUUUUUUUUAUUUCAACCUCCCACCCACCCCCCAAUCUGUUCACCUCCCAACUGCAAUGACUCCGCUUCUGGCCUAGAAGUCAUUGAAAUAUAGGGUCGGAAGGGACCCCGAGGCUCAUCUAGUCUAACCCCCCUGAAAGGCAGAACUCUUUUGCCCAAUGUGGGGCUCGAACUCACUGCCCUGAGAUUCAAGGUCUCGUGCUCUGCUGGCUGAGCUAUCUGAAAAUCCCUUCUUUUCCCCAUUGAAAACAAUUGAUCCACUGCAUCCUUCACAGACACAGAACCGGGGCAAGCGAAUGAAGGAGGGUGCCCAUAUCAAUCGGUCGCUGCUCGCCUUGGGAAACUGCAUCAAUGCGCUGAGUGAAAAGGGGGCCAGUCGGAACCAGUACGUCAACUUCCGAGACAGCAAACUCACGCGUUUGCUGAAGGUACUGCCGCUUCCCUGCUUGGGGGAAUUAGAAAGUCUGUUCUCAAACUUUUUCCUCUGGGCCAGGCUUUCGGAAUAAAAAUCUGCUUGCCCCACGCCGAAUUUUCUAUCGGUAAAAAAUACACUGGAGAACGAAAAGCAGUGCUUGAUUUAGAAGAAAGAUUACAACUACUUUAUAACGUGGUAAUGGGACAUAUAGAAAGUAUAAAACAAUGGAGCUGCGUAAGAACAUGAAUCAUUCCCCAAAUAUAAUUAUAAACAAGCCUGUUACAUAGGUACCUGAAGUAUGUGUACAGGGCUCAAUGAGAACUUGCUUUUGCUGUGUGAUCUCAUUUAUGUUAGGUCUGAUUUGAGACAAACAAACUCUGAUCUCAUCAACACAAAGAAGCUUUUCUCUUUCCCGAUGUUUCAUAUUCGUCAGGAAAGAUAUUUUGAAUAUCUUUGAGUAUUCUGCAAAUAACAAAAAAAAUUUGGAUACUGUACUGCACUUACAGUAAAUGUUUCUUUGAUUGUCCUUGAAUCUGCCCACCACAAUCUCCAUCGUCUCCUGCCACACCCUUUGAGAGCCACUGGCAUAAUGAAUCCAGGCAACGGAGGCAUCUCACAAGUCCUGCAGAUCCCUAAUCUCUUGUGACAGAGCGUUCCACCAAGUCGGGGCCAGUACUGAAAAGGCCCUGGCCCUAGUUGAGACCAAUCUAACCACCUUGCAACCUGGGACCUCCAAAAUGUUGUCAUUUGUGGACCUUAAUGUCCCCUGCGGGGCAUACCAGGAAUACUUCAGGAAUGGAGCAGAUUAUUGCUUAUAUAUGAGAGUCUUUAACAGCACUGCUUUCAGAGGGCUGAGCUUGGCCAGCCAUUACUAGCCAGCUAUAAAUGGAAAUGUCACCCAUGUAGGACUCGCUGGGAGGUAACAGCAGAACGGUGAUGAUUGCUCAUGUCAGCCCGGCCAGCACCUCCUUUGAAGAAUCUCGGACCACCUUGAUCUAUGCUUAUCGAGCAAAAAACAUCAAAACUAGGGUAAGGCGCUCUGUUCUGCUUCCUGCUUUUAAAAACUUAGGAAGUUUAGGAAGCUCCUGCAGCCAAUCGGAAGCCGUGCCUUGGUUUUCGAACAGUUCCAGGAGUCGAACGGACUCCUGGAACACAUUGUCAACCAAGGUACAACUGUACUUGAUUUUCAAUAGAAGAGAUAACUCUUCAUUUGCAGCUGCUGUUUGCAUCAGGUAGUAUUUUAAAGAUCUACAUUGGCUCCCAGUACGUUUCCGAGCACAAGUCAGUGUUGGUGUUGACCUGUAAAGCCCUAAACGGCCUUGGCCCAGUAGACCUGAAGGAGCGUCUCCACCCCCAUCAUUCAGCCUGGACACUGAGGUCCAGCGCCAAUGGCCUUCUGGCAGUUUCCUCACUGUGAGAAGUGAGAUUACAGGGAACCAGGCAGAGAGCCUUCUUGGUAGUGGCACCCGCCCUGUGGAACACCCUCCCAUCAGAUGUCAAAAAGAUAAACAACUAUCUGACAUUUAGAAGACAUCUGAAGGCAGCCCUGUUCAGGGAAGUUUUUAAUGUGUGACAUUUUAAUGUAUUUUUAAUCCUUGUUGGAAGCCGCCCAGAGUGGCUGGGGAAACCCAGCCAGAUGGGUGGGGUACAAAUAAUAAAUUGUUGUUGUUGUUAUUAAAACUGGAUGCAUCACCAGGUGUUCUCUGCCCUGGCAGGUGAAGCGCAACCUCCUCAACGUCUCAUACCACAUUGCACAGUACACCAGCAUCAUUUCGGACCUGCGCCGGCAGAUCGAAUGCUUGAAGGCGAAGCUGGAAAAUCAAGAGAGGGAGAAGCGCCUUCUCAGUCCUGCGGUCAAAGAUGUCCAAGGCAGAGGAGAUGGAGGUGGUUGGGUUGUCCUCUUCACUGUCUUGCUCCGUCCAGUAGGGCUUGCUUCUAGGACGCCCAGAAUUGCACACUAAGCCUGGGGUGGAGAAAACUGUGGCACUCCAGAUGUUAUCAGACUCCACCUCCCAUCAGUACCAGGCAGCAGUGGUCAGGAAUGAUGAGAGUUGUACGUCCAACAUGGAUGGGUUGCGGCAAGUUCCCUCACACCCUUAGCCCUUUCACUGGUCUUACAGAUUGUUGUCGGAUUCCAACUCCCAACACCCCUAGACCAUGUGGCCAGUGAUCAAACCAAACCAAACACUUAUUGUCAUGUUCAAUGACCAGCAUUUUGUGACAAUAAUUUUAUUAAUUUUCAAUUAUAAUCCAAUAAUAGCCUCAUUAUAACAAUACCAAUUUAUAAUGCAAUCAAUAACAUCAAUCAUUCAAAUACCAAAUUAUAUAAUUUAGAUAAGGUGGGGCCCCCACAUGCUAGAAUUGAUGGUUUGAUUAUUUUCUUUAUUUCUGUGUUCCAAAAUCUUCAUGAUUUCAGUUACAUUCCAGUCAUCAUAAUAAUCCCUUAUACAACAGCUGCAAUAUUUAUAACUUCUAUUUGUGUGGACACAUUAAAUGAUUUAUAAAACUACGGGUGAGGCAAUGACCAGGAUUAAGAAAAGAAUAAGAAGCAGAUGUGUCUAUAAUAGGGAAAAAUAAUAAUAAAAUAAAACAACUAAAUGUAGCAUAGAAUCAUAGAAUUGUGGAGUUGGAAAGAACCCAAAGGAUCAUCUUGUCCGAGCCUACAAGGCAGGAAUCCCAGCUAAUGAGUGAAACAAAACAGGCACCAUUUUUUUAAAAAGUUGUUGUCCUGUCACCAACUCCAAAGAGAGAAAUUCCAUGAUUUCGGGUCCUGGCAGAUUUUGCCUGCUUCAGCACAGUACAUGCCCACGCUGAGAGUGAUAGAUGCUCUUUGAUCUGAAAGGAUUAAAAGGAACAUAAGACGUUUUUGAUCCUCCUGGCAGGUUUCGUAAGAGGGGCUUGAUAAAGGUUUAGCACAGGUGUUAGUAGAAGGAGCACAUGGGGUCCCCACUGACCUUUCCAGAGUCUCAGGGACACUUGUGUUUGGCCAAUGGCCAAGGUCCAGGAAUGACAGGAGUCAUAGGGCAGCAACAUCUGGAAGGCUUGGGGCUUCUUCCUCUCUGCCCUGGGUGCUAGAAACACUCUUAAAAAAUAAAAGGAUGAUGGAAGCAGAGGUGGGAAAGUGCCUGUGCUCUUGUUUUCCCACAGCGGAGGCUCCCCAUGACCCUGAAGAGUACAGCCGUCAGCAGAUGAACAAGUUGCAGGAACAGCUGGUCGGGGCUUUCAAGGAGCAAAUGGACAUGAGACGCAGCCUGAUGGAGCUGGAGAAGACAGACAUGGAGCUGCAUGUAGACACCUCCAGGCAUCUGCUAAUGAUUGCUGAGUGAGCUGAGGGACUGAUGGGCAACUGUGCUUUUGGGGGGGGGUCCUCUAAGGUGAAGGGAUGUGGGUGGCACUGUGGGUUAAACCACAGAGCCUAGGACUUGCUGAUCAGAAGGUCGGCAGUUCGAAUCCCUGCAACAGAGUGAGCUCCCGUUGCUCGGUCCCUGCUCCUGCCAACCUAGCAGUUCGAAAGCACCUCAAAGUGCAAGUAGAUAAAUAGGUACCGCUCUGGCGGGAAGGUAAACGGCGUUUCCAUGUGCUGCUCUGGUUCGCUAGAAGCGGCUUGGUCAUGUUGGUCACAUGACCCGGAAGCUGUACGCCAGCUCCUUCGGCCAAUAAAGCGAGAUGAGUGCCACAACCCCAGAGUCAGCCACGACUGGACCUAAUGGUCAGGGGUCCCUUUACCUUUACCUUUUACCUCUAAGGUGAAAAGAACUGGGUGGUAUUAAUGAUGCACCUGUAAAGGGUGGCUACUUAUGCCCCGCCAAAGAGACAGAGAGAGAGAACUGCAUAAAAUUGUCUAGUGCAAAUUUAUAUGAACAGAUGUAAAUAUAGAUUCAGGUAGGUAGCUGUGUUGGUCUGACACAGUCGAAAUAAAAAAUAAAAAAAUUGUCCAGUAGCACCUUAGAGAACCAGGCAGAGGGCCUUCUCGUUAGUGGCACCUGCCCUGUGGAUCGCCCUCCCAGCAGAUGUCAAGGCAAUAAAAAACUAUUUUACUUUUAAAAGACAACUGAAGGCGGCCCUGUUUAGGGAAGUUUUUAAUGUCUGACGCUGUAUUGUUUUUAAUAUUUGGUGGAAGCCACCAGGAGUGGCUGGGGAAACCCAGCCAGAUGGGUGGGGUAUAAAUAAAUUAUUAUUAUUAUUAUUAUUAUUAUUAUUAUUAUUAUUGCCUAUUAUUAGAGACCAAUUAAGUUUGUUCUGGGUAUAAGCUUUCGUGUGCAUGCACACUUCUUCAUGCACACGAAAGCUUACACCCAGAACAAACUUAGUUGGUCUCUAAGGUGCUACUGGACAAUUUUUUAUUUAUUCAGGUGCAAAUAUAGAAACUGUUACUACUAGCAGGCUCAUGCCUGGCGUUGUUCAGGAAUCCCGAGGAACCAAAAUUAAUAACAGUAAUCAGCGCAGGUGGUUAAGAAAGGUGCGGUCCAACGUCUUGAUUCAAAAUGGCACUCUGUGGUAUCCAAACAUGGACAAAAAACUUGCUCCCUCAUCUCAGGAACCGUCAUGCAAAAUGUGGUUAAGAUAUCAGAAGCAAUGUCCAAAUGCCCAGCAAACUGGGAAACAGAAAGCUUUCCUUAAUAUAUAAAAAGGUAAAGGUACCCCCUGACCGUUAGGUCCUGUUGCGGACGACUCUGGGGUUGCGGUGCUCAUCUCGCUCUAUAGGUCGAGGGAGCCGGUGUACAGCUUCCGGUCAUGUGGCCAGCAUGACUAAGCCGCUUCUGGCAAACCAGAGCAGCGCACGGAAACGCCGUUUACCUUCCUGCCGGAGCCGUACCUAUUUAUCUACUUGCACUUUGUGCUUUCGAACUGCUAGGUUGGCAGGAGCUGGGACAGAGCAACGGGAGCUCACCCUGUCGCGGGGAUUCGAACCUCUGACCUUCUGAUCGGCAAGCCCUAGGCUCUGUGGUUUAGACCACAGCGCUACCCACACCCCUCUUUCCUUAAUAUAUAGUAGGUAAUAAUUUGAUGGAAAUACAGUCUCAAGGUUAGUGGGCCCGGCUGGGAAGAGGUGAGCGGUGUGCUUGCUCACCUUUGCUUCCCAGGUGUUCACUAUGGAAGGGCAGCUUCAGGGCUCCUGCUUGAACCAGGCACUGCAGGCUGUUUUUGGCCCAUCAAGGGAUUCAGUUAAUCCACAAGGCCAUUUCCCCCAGACCACACACAUCAGAUGAAGUCACUGGCGACAUCAGCUACUGGGUAGGAGGACAGGGUUCAGUCCUGCACUGGCUACAUGGUCCUGUUCCCAAGCAAGGAACAAGGUUACACAGUGAAGGCAGCAAGAUUUAAUCCCAGACUCCCAAAGUGCAAACAUCCCUGCAGUUACCACCUUGCCUUUAUAACAGAAGUUCCAGGGGUUGCGAAAGUUCUUGGGUGAACACUAGAGGGCACUGUAGCCUCCGAUAAAGGAGGCUGCCCAAUUACUGGGAGUCUUGAUAAUAAUCAUGCCAGGAGAAAACUUUAUUUAUUUAAACUUCUAAUACACUGAUUUUUUAAAAACAAACAAACAAGCAAACGAACAAACCUGAAAGCAGUUUAUAAAGACAAUGAAACAAUAACAUCAUUAAUAAAAGUGAUUGAAAACAACUAUUUUAAAACUAUUUUAAAAAAUUAAAAUUACCAAUAAGCUCAAAAAUGGAUUAAAACACACACCAACAUGUCUGAGCUGGCUUGUCUAAAGAAAAAUGUUAUUUUUUCCUGGCAAGCACCAAAAAGAGUGCCUCCUGAUGUCAAUAGGCAGGGAGUUCCAAAGUUACGUGCUGCUGCCACACUUAAAGAUUGAUUUCUUACAAAUGUAGAACUGGUGUUCUAUAGCUCCCGGUUCCACAGAUGGAAGCGUUCAAGGGGGCAGAUAUGGGGCAAUGCGAUCCCGCAGGUAAACUGGUCCUAAGUUGUUUAGAGUUUUAUACACUAAUAGGCCUUGCCAAGGUGUAAACGACCUUAAUCUACCUGUCCUUUGUUUGUAGCUGGGAACAAGAAAAGGCCCACCAGACUGACAGGUAUCCCAGCAAGCAGCAGGUGGGCGUGAAAGACGAGGAAGCCAUGGAGGAGGCAGAGCCAGAAGAAGAUUCGCCAGAGCCUCACGAAGUCGUGGUAGCCAAGGAGGAGAUCAGCAUGUUCUUAUCUGAGCAGCGGAAAACAGCUGUCUUGAAGGUAAUGCACUGCAUCUCUCUAUGAAAGCCAUUGUUGUCUCGUGAUGGGCCAAACCUGAGGCUGAAAAACAAGUGUUUGUUUUUUUUUAAAAAAAGAUAUGCAUGUCUGGAAAUGAGAUUUUUAAUUAGGGAUACUCCUGGAACCUCACUGUGCUAGAGUCCACACUUUGUGGUAAGUCACUUGGAGGUCUUCUGGUCACAAGUGACUAAUAAGUUUAAUCAGUACUACUACUACUACUAAUAAUAAAAUAAAUGGGUUGCUGGCCUGAUCCAGCAGGCUUUUCUUAUGUGGCCUUAUUUAGGAGCCUGAUUCACGGCAGGGGACACCUCUCCCCUUUCUAAUUUAGGCAGACCUGGAGCAGCGCCUGGCAAAUGCCAAAAAGAAGGUUUUGCAGAUGGAGAAGCUGCUGCCUGAGCAAAUCACCAGUGAGGACCAGAGGGAAGUCCUGAGGCUCCUUUGCAAAGCCCAUGAGCUGGAAGUCGGGAAGACCGAGCUGCAGGCCAACGCCUUGCGCAAGGAGACCCUGCUGUGCCAGAAGGACUUGGUCAUCCACAGCCACCAGCAGCACAGGCGCCUCUGCGGAGAGAUAAUCCAGCAGCAGCAGCAGCUGAUAAGGGGUGAGUGGGCGGGGCCAGAGGCCAAAGUGGGCGGGGCCCUUACCUGUCGGACCAGAUUCCAGGUACACCAAACACAGAGGUUUCUAGGAAGGACCACACGAGGAAGAGGCUCUUGCCCAGCCCUGGUCUCUGUUGUGUUUUACAGAGGUUGUGGGCAGUCCUGGGGUGCCAUAGAACCACGGAACUGGAGAGUUGGAAGGGACCCCUAGUGGCGUCUAGUCGAACCCUCUGCAGUUUAGGAAUCUCAAUUAAAGCAUCCCUGACAGGUGGCCCUCCAACCUCUGUGUGUUUUAACAAACUUUUUUGAUAAAAAUAAUGGAUUACUGAAUAUAAUUACUGAAAAUAAUUACUGAAUAUUUACAGAUAAAUUGUAAACAGAUAAGAACAUUGGCAGGAUCAUUGUAAUAACCUGAAGUUUUAUAAGAGUUUUAAAGUAGAUAAAUAAAUGAGCAAAUUAAGUGAAUUUGGAUAUGCAGAAGAUAUUGAAAAUAAUUUUUAGGAACUACAGAAAGAGGGGGAAGGAAGUCGAGUUUUGAAAUGUUAAAAUGAUUUUAAAAUGAAUGAAAUGUAUAAACCUGAAAAGCAUAAAUCAAAUUUUUGAAAGAAAGAAAGAAAGAAAAUGUUGCCAAUAGUCCAUUUGUGAUACCUCAUUUGUCUACAGUAUUAAGCCUCCCUUCUGGAAGGACCCAAUGGGAUAUUUGUUGCUAUCUUACACUGAUUGCCCAUCUUUCUUCCACGCUGGUGCCCAUGCGGUCCCCAUCCAAGGGCUCUUCACCCUCAGCAGAAGAGGACAGUUGUUUGCCACCUGAGGAACGGGUCCCUUCUGUGAGAAUGUUUCCCUCUUAACCAGAGCAAACAAGCGUCUUCCAUGAGGCUGCCCUUCAGAUAUUUGGAGAUGGCUGUCGUAUCACCUCUCCAUCUUCCCUUCUCCAGGCUGUACAAACUCAGCUCCACGCAACCCAUCUGUUUUUGCGCCCUCACCUGUGUAAGCUUCCUUCCUUUUCUCCAGACCACAACAUCCCUGUUCCAGAGUCACUGGGAAAACUGUACCAGCUGCAUAUCCGUGAGUCGGAGGAAGGGACCCUGGGCCGGCUUCUGGCACUUCACUCCCUGAUGUCUGGAGCGCUCCAGGUGAGGCAGAACUAUCCUCCCUUUUCUCAAAAUAGGAACAGGGACUUAGGAAGUUGCCCUCUACAGGGACAGGACCAUAGGUCCAUCUGGCUUAGUACUGUCUGCACUGACUGGCAGCAGCCCUCCAGGCGUUCAGGCAGGAGGCUCCCCCAACCCCAAACUGAAAAUGCCAAGGGAUUGAACCUGAGUCUUCCUGUGUGCAAAGCAGAUACUCUGCCAUUGAGCGAUGGUCCUUCCCCAUACCUCACUCUUCUCUAGGGAGGAAGGGAAAACAAAACACGGGGCUGCCCUUGAAGCUGUCCCAGAAACUCCAGUGGGUGCAGAAUGCUGCAGCAAGGCUCCUCACAGGGUCUCUGCCAUGGGAGCAUAUUCACCCAGUGCUUUACCAAUUGCACUGGCUCCCAGUGGAGUAUCAGGUCAGGUUCAAGUUGCUGGUUUUGACCUUUAAGGCCCUUUGUGGCUUAGGGGCCUCAUAUUUAUGGGUCCACCUCUCCUGGUCUGCCCCGCAGAGGACCUUGAGGUCCAUGAAUAACCAUAGUUCAGAGGUCUCUAAGGAAGUCAGACUAUACUCCCCCAGGGCCAGGGCCUUUUCAGUGAUGGCUCCGACCUGGUGGAAUGCUCUGUCCCAUGAGACUAGAACCCUACAGGAUUUAAUCUCCUUUCUGUAAGACAGAGCUAUUCCGCCUGGCCUUUAAUUUGAAUUCAGCCUGAUCUUUUAUUUCCCUUUUCUUCCCUCCCCCUUACCCGCUCUGGGAUCCCACUAAUUCUUCCUUGGUCUCCUCGCUGGCCCAAAUAGGACUAAUUCAGCCAGCUAGCCCUGGUGAUCAUUUAAUGUUUAUUGAAUGGAUUUCCCCCCUAAAUUGAUUUAUGAAUUCUGAAUUUAUUGUUAUUCACAUUUUAUACUGUAUUUUAAGCUGUUUUUUGUUGCAUCAAUUAAGUGUUUUAAGUUUGUUGUUAGCUGCCCUGAGCCCGGUUUUCUGAACCGGGAAGGGCAGGGUAUAAAUAAAAAAUUAUUAUUAUUUAUUAUUAACCUGGGGCCAGUUGGUGCAAAGGUAGGGCAUGCUGGAUUUUCCAGCCUUCACAUUCCAAAAAUGAGGGGUGCUAAAAACUUGUAGCAUGAAUCGGGAACUCAGAAGAUACUCUGAUUAAAUUGCUUUUGCUUGGUAAGUAAAAUGUGUGUAACAUUGCAUUAAAAUGAUUGCCACCUAUGGUCACACCAUCAAAGUUGAACGGAAUCCGUUCCGAAAGUCCAUUUGGCUUCCAAAAUGUUUGAAAACCAAAGUGCGGCUUCUGAUUGUCUGCAGGAAGCUCCUGCAGGCAAUCAGAAGCCGUGGAAGCCCGUCAGACAUUCAGCUUCCAAAAAUAGUUAGCAAACCGGAACAGUCACUUCCGGGUUUGCGAUGUUUGGGAGCCAAAACGUUCGAGAACUAAGCUGUUCAAAAACCAAGGUACGACUGUACUUGCAGUUAUAUUGUUAAUUCAUUUAUUAUUAUUUAGCAUCGCCUGACAUUAUCAGAAGGGGAAAUUAAAAUCCUUUGGUUUUCCGAAAGCAGUUUCUGUGCUGCUUCAUCAAACAUGGACUUACCAAGCUAAAUGUUGCCCAUUCACAAGAGCAAGAGCAGAUUUGAAUUCUUCACACCCGAGAGCGUAUUUUUAAGACCCCCUACUGAAGAAAUUUUCAAAAAUUAAGUUCCACCCCUGAAAUGACAUGCCCUAGUACACGGAUAUCCAACAGGUCGAGCGGUUGAGCACUGGUUGUUAGAAGUCAAUCGUGGGGUAAUUUUUGUCUGUGUCACUGCCCCCCCCUUAAAAAUGGUUGACAAUUUCGACCUUCCUCCCUAAGAAAAGCUCAACAACUUUGACCUGAACCACCUCCCAAAAGGUAGACAAUAAUGUCUUCCCUCCUUAAAAAAAGCUCAGAAACUUCUUUGACCUACCCUCCCAUGGGUAGAUCACUGCCAGUUUUUCAUUCUGUGAGUAGAUCACAAUCUCCCUGCCCUAGUGUGAAGGAUCAGCCUGAACCAGCCUUCUGGCAGCUGCAUGCCAUUGGUGGGUGUGGCUGCCCCUUUUCCUGUCUGUCUAUGUGAUGAUCAGCGAUUUGCCACUUUAUCACGCUGCCAGCCUGGGUCGAGACGUUUCGCCCCUGGGCCUAUGCCAGCACAUUGUCUAUUUUAUUUCCCCCUCUUUUUACUGCUAAAAUGGGCUCUUAGAGGGCCAGGGGUGGGGGAAUGCUCAGAGUGGUUUGGGUUUAGCCCUACCUGUUCUAGGACAUAGCUACAGUUGCCAGGGAAGUUGUUUGAAGGGGUAAAGAUUUUUUAUAUUUCAUUUUACAGUGUAUAUAAAACAGAGAGAGGGGUUAUAACAACAGCUAAAAAUUGUAAGAUGAAAGACAGAACAAUGGAACAGGCGGAUGUGGAAUGAGUACAAUUGUACAAAAUAACAAAAAAUGGAAGCAGCUACAGUGGUGCCUCGCAAGACGAAAUUAAUCCGUUCCGCGAGUCUCUUCGUCUUGCGGUUUUUUCGUCUUGCGAAGCACGGCUAUUAGCGGCUUAGCGGCUUAGCGGCUAUUAACGGCUUAGCGGCUUAGCGGCUAUUAACGGCUUAGCAGCUUAGCGGCUUAGCGGCUAUUAACGGCUUAGCAGCUUUAAGAAAAAGGAAACAAACUCGCAAGAACUCGCAAGACGUUUCGUCUUACGAAGCAAGCCCAUAGGGAAAUUCGUCUUGCGGAACGACUCAAAAAACGGAAAACCCUUUCGUAUAGCGAGUUUUUCGUCUUGCGAGGCAUUCGUCUUGCGGGGCACCACUGUAUCCACCCAGCUAAAAUCUGUGAUGGGAAAGUAGUCGAUUCUAGAGUGCACAUCCAUCAGGUUACAGAGAUUUCCCCCUCUUGUCUUCUUUCCCUGAUAGGAUGGCUCUGCUCACGAUAACGUUCAGCCACUGGAACUAAACAAAGAAGAGAACCAAAAAGGAUUGCUGGAGCGCAAGAAAGAUUUUGUUUGGGGGUCAAAAUUUGAGCUACCCCCAAUUGUUGUGGAGUCGGACAGGUACUUGCCUUCUUUACAAAGUCCUCUCUGGUCCUCCCCCCACUGCACUCUUGCAGUCAAACACCUCCCUCUGGGAAGGGCCUGGGGCUCUUCUGACACAACAGCCACUCACAGAAAUGGCCAAUUCCCUGUUUUCCAUCUGAUUUUGCCUGGGCUCAUCCGGUGUUGUCUGCCUAAUGAGUCAGCAGGGUUGGGUUUCCUGGCCGUCCAUCUCUCCCUCUCUCUUCUCUCGAUGUUCUUAGUGACAGCUACAGAUCGUCUAAAAACACCCCGGCCAAAAGGAGCCAUGACUGGAGCCACACCCCUGCUUUGGCCGACUUGCUAAGAACUCCUGUUCGCCAACAGGUCAGUUGGUCAACAUCAUCCUCUCCCUUUUGUAGCACUGACAACAACCCUCUGGGAGGUUAGACUGCAAGAGAACAUUGGGCAGCCAGCAUUGCCAAGCUUCUAGUCCCUGGGGCACAACAAAGAGAGAGGGCUGUUGUCAUCAGGCCCUGCUUCUAGGUUUCCACAAUGGCUGCUUACUGUCAAAUAGCCAUAUUUCAUUUAACCCCCUUUCUUGAACAGGGCAUCUUCACAACAUGUAACUGGAUAGCUUUGGUCAGUAGAGCAUGAGACUCUUAAUUUCAGGAUCAUAGAUUUGAGUCCCACAUGGGGGCAAUAUUCUUGCAUUGCAUGGAGUUGGACUAAAUGACCCUUGUAGUCUUUUCCAACUCUACAGUUCUCCGUUUAGCAAAAUAUUUCCCUCUUCUUUUCCCCCUGUUCAGUUUCUCUUUUUUCUGCUUCCCCUCGAAAGUUCAAUAUUGACUAUAUUUUUUAACUCAAUGAAACACCUGUUCACUUUCUCCAGGGAUAGAGGAUCCAGUCCACUGAUAUUCUGGUCGGAUUACGGCCCUCAUGGAUUACUUAGCCACUUCUGCAUCAGGGAUAGGGAGCCUGUGGCCUUCCAGAUGUUGCAAACUCAAACUCCCAUCUGCCCCAGCCAUCAUGGCCAAUGGUCCAAGAUGGUGGGACUUGGAGUUCAGGAGCAUGUGGGUGGAGAGUGACAUAGAACAUUGUUCUAAAUUGUGCUCCAGCUAUUUUAUUUCCUUCCCUGUCAUCUGUCUCUCUUCUUUAGGGAUCAGAUGUGGUGCUUUUGUAUCCUCCUCUCUCUGCCCCAGUUGCUGCAGGGUAGUCAUGAGCAGGAGGGCAUGGGAUGGAGGUGAACCCUUAACACAUAAACAUUUGGGUCUGGGGGAUAGAGGCAGUUCCGUUCUAGAAAUGGAUGCUAUUCUACGUCGUGCCAAAAGCUCAGCAGCAUCGUCUGGCUCCUGCCAAAUCAUGCCGGACUUGGUGGGCCUUUGGUCUGAUGCAGUGGCCAAACUCUCCCAUGUUCUUAUGCUUCAGGGCUCAAGGGGAGCAGGCGAAUGGUCCAAAACAAACAAGGCUGAAGCCUCAGAGAAGCACGGUCAAAGCCCAAGAGGGGUCAAGACCCAAGGGAACAGGACCUUAGGCAAAGUCCUCACACCAGAGACAAGUUGCUUGGGAUGAGGAGCAAGCCCUGAAGCUAAGCCUUUUUAUAGUGCCUGGUGGACAGGGAUUGGCCCUGGAGGGUCAGCUGACCAGGUGCUUAGGCAGGGCGGUACUGCAGCCUAGAUGGCACUGUUGAGGCACUGAGCUCAGUGUUGUAGCGGAACUGCCUUUUGCAUUGAAAUAUUUGCUGAGUAAUAAACACAGAGAGCAAAUGCUGAGUGUUGCUUCCUUUGGUUUCUAGAAGGUGACCUCAGGCAUCCCUUUGCGAAAGGUGGCCUCCAAGCUACAGACCCCUCCUUCCCGCGACUCCGGUUGCAAAAAGUCCGACGAGGACAUCUCCAGCAGCUCUCUGAGCCAGGAAGCUUUGAGGGAGAUUGCCGAGGGCACCAGACGGAUUGCUCUGAUUGCCGCCCGUCGCCGUUCCCGAGCUCAGGACAGAGACCCCAGUGGGGAGGUCUCUUCCAUCCAUGGUUUUGAGGAAGGGACUCUGGAGCUGCAUCCCAGCUCCCCUCCGGGGCACCUCUUGAAGGAUACAGAGAGCGUCCACGGCCUCAGCAUGGAGCCCCAGAGAGAAAAACGGCCACAGCACAAGGCUCAGAAGGAGCAGCUCUUGGAAUGGAAAGCCGGGAAGAAGAGAUCGCGCUCCCUUGACCCUACCUCCCCCAGGGUAUGUCUGCUUUGGGGGGAAAUGGGCGUAUUUGCAGGUCCAUUCGGUAGAAAAAUGAGGCAAAGGGGGAGAGCAGGAGCUGAAUGGUGUCUGCUAGGGAUCGUUCCAGUUGCUGUGUACUCUGCACCGCUACAAUAGCCACCAGCUUUGUGCUUCACACAGGCCAAAUUCUGCGCCAUGAAAAGCGAGAUUCCGCAACAUGCAUAAAUUAGGCAAUGAAGCACAUGCACGUGCUUCCAAUUCGUUGCACAGUUCUUUUCUUGCUCUUUUGCACCAAUUCUUCUUCACACUCGUUUAUGGAAGUCGAAUGGAAUCCGUUCCGGAAGUCCAUUCGACUUCCAAAACGUUUGGAAACCAAAGCACGACUUCUGAUUGGCUGCAGGAAGCUCCUGCAGCCAAUCGGAAGCCCCGUCGUACGUUUGGCUCCCAAAAGUAAUUCGCAAACCAGAACAGUCACUUCCGGGUUUGGGAGCCAAAAUGCUCAAGAACUAAGCUGUUUGAAAACCAAGGUACGACGGUAUUAACAAGGAGAAAGGACAAGGACUGUACUGUUUAAGCUGCAGAGUAGGGAACUCACAGUCUGCUGAGGCUUCAGAUUCUGCAGGUGUUUUGCAUUCCAACUUUUAAACGCCUGCUGAAAACAUUUCUGUUCUGCCAGGCCUGUGCAGGCAAUUAAGAAUACAUCCUUCCACAAUGGGUACUUGAUUUUUGCUUUUCUAGCUUUUUAACAUGUUCUUGCUGUAAGGCUUUAUGUAUUUUUGUUGUCAUCCACAGUGAUUUUUUAAUGCAAUAGUAAAGGUUAAAGACCCCUGACAGUUAAGUCCAGUCGCAGACGACUCUGGGGUUGCGGCACUCAUCUCGCUCUAUAGGCCGAGGGAGCUGGCGUUUGUCCGGAAACAGUUAUUCUGGGUCAUGUGGCCAGCAUGACUAAGCCGCUUCUGAGGAUAUCAGAGCAGUGCACGGAAAUGCUAGUGGUCUAUAAAUAUUUUUAAUAUAUAAAUAAAUAAACAUGUGGAGGGCCACAGGUUCAACAGCCCUGAGUUAACGGCUCAAUGGCAGAGCAAAUGUCUGACAGGCUGAAGGAGCCAUAUUCAGUCCUAGUGCCACCGUUUUUCAUUUUUAAAAAGAUAAUGUUGCUGGUGUUGGAAAAGCCCCCUGCCUGAGAGACAACUUUCUCCCCACCCCACCACCUCCUUGUCCUGUCCUGCAGGCUCCCCAAGUAAAGCACCGGGUUCCUUCCAGCCAUGCAGGUGAUGGACCAGACGUUCAGCUGCCCAAAAUCAAGUCACCCGAUGUCGUCAUGAGCAGCCUUCCCCACAUCCUUCCAGCUGCCACAAAAAUAAAAUUCUCUGUUGGCCAAGAAACAGGUAAACCGUCACCCGAUGGAUCUCUUGGUGUUGGUCUAGGCAGCAGGCCUGCUCAGAAGUAAACCCCAAUGGAUUUGAUGGAGUUACUCUCAAACUGGUAUAGAGGAUCCCCCUCUCUGUAAUAUAGUAAUAAUAAAAACAUAGUAAUAAAUUAGUGAUGGGCGCUUCUGUUUCCGCAUUUACUCUCUCUCCUCUUCCCGUUCCUCUCCAGAAGAAAACCCCUUGCAGAUUCUGGCUAUCAGCAGCGCUGCCCCCAGCACCAUCCAGCAGAGCAACGCAGGUCAAAUGCGAGGGCAGAUUCUCCAGAAGCGGGUCAAAGGUCAGUAUGGGGGACUAUGAAUGGGCUGGGCAUAAAACUCCAAACUGCACAAACCAUCACCAUCAGGAUCCAAAGGUCUAGAACCUUUCCCCCUUCCACCUAAUUAGUGUGUAGGAUUGCCCUGCCUCCUUCAGGAGGGAGUUCCCUAAACAGGGUGCCACCACAGAGAAUGCCCUGCCUUGGGUCACUGCCUUGCCUUCUAGGCAGACCAUCAGCAGGAACUCUCAGGCAGAACCUAGGGCUUGGGGUGGUUGGUACUGGGGAAAUAAGUAAUAGCUGAGCGGCCUCUGGUUCAGGAUCAGGAGAUUUCUCCCAAUAGCCCCCUUCUUUUGCACCCAGGACCUGCAGAGAACACCAGUGGGCAGAAAAAGCAGCAGCAAGUCCCCAACUCCAAGAACCCAGCAAAGACAAAAUAAAGGCUAAUGGGAAAUGGGAAAUGGCUCCUCUCUUGCCGCCCAGAUGCAGACGGGUUCUACUCUAAGAUGCAUUUAAGAUAUUGGCAUUUGUGGAUGAUGAGAAUGAAUGUUUAGAUUAUUGCCCACAGAUCAUCUUGUAGCAUUGGGCUUUCACUUAAACUGUAUUCAUCAUGGUUUAUAUUUCGCAUCAGCUUUGGUUUUUGUAAACCACUCUGCUAUAUUAUGUGUGGUGUCUAUAAAUUUUGCAAAAUGAUAAAUAAACACAAUCAGGACAUGGAGCAC